AUGAGUUUAUACGUUUACCCAUCGUUUGUUGGUUUACCAUCGAUGGAUUCGAAAUGUUUGCAGUUUUUGGUAUGUUUUUGUCUACUUUUAUAUUAUUAUUUUGAUGUUUAGGCUGCUGCAAAGUUUUGUGCGGCCGAAAUAACAGUUCAUACGACUACGGUUCCUUUCAACAGUCCAACAGGUUAGUUGAUGUGUGUAAACAAAAUAUAUUGUGACGUUAAACAGCUAUAUUAUUAUUACAUGGUAUGUCGUGUUUUUUUAAUAAUUUUAACUUUUUUAAUUUAAAAAGUGCUUAUGUUGUUACUGUUUACAAUUUUGUUUAAAUUGCUUUUAAGUUUUACAAUUUUAGGCACGUUACCGGGCUUUGUGACUGAAGAUGGUGUACAGAUUACAGAGUUUGAAGACUUUGUUACCUAUUUGAGGAGUCAACACCAAGCAAUUCAGUUGGAUUUUGAAUUGGAUAACGAACAGAAGAGCCAGUUUGAUUCCUACAAGGCUUUGUUGAACAUUCAAUUUGUUCCAACUUUGGUAAGGCUUUAUAUUUAUUGAUUUUGUAAUUUUGUGUAUAAAUAUGAGAUUUGAGGGUUUUUUUAGUCUACAAUUCGAAAGUUGGCGGUUAUAAGCUUCUAAUUGCUGCUAGAAAAAGUAAAUUUUUAGGAAAACGUCUUUUUCUUGGACGAAUUUAACUAUUCUGCUUUGAUGAUUAACUGGUACUCAAACUAUGUCACGUUCCCGAUGAAUAUCUACUAUUUGAACAAGAGGAAGAACUUAGCCACAAAGAUUGUAAAUUCUUCUGGAAGGUCAAAUACAAAUUUGUUAACUGAUGGUAUUAAUGUAAGGAAAUUUUCUCAAUAUAAAUAGUAUCUUUAUAAAAAGCGUCAGAAAUCAUAAUAUUAUUUACUUUGUAAGCUCGAAACGUGUUUUAAAGGAUGGUGUGCUAUAUACGCUUAAAGUUUAGGUAUUAAACAUGUUAUCGUCUAAACUAGGAGAAUCAAAAUACUUUUUUGGGACGAAACCUUCAUCCUUCGACGCUUUGAUCUAUGGAUAUUUGGCGCCUUUACACAAGUUACCACUAGCAAACACUGAUCUACAAUUACAUUUGUCAGCUCUACCUAACUUGACAUUGUUUGUUGAAACUAUCACUAGUAUUUACCUACCGCUGUCUAUUGAUCAGGUAAUUUUUGCGGUAUUUUUUGGGUUUUGGGUAUCUAAAUUGAGUUAUAAAAAUGCCUUAAAAUUUGCAUAAUACUUUCUAACGUUUUUUAAAGCUCUACCACUUUUAGACGGAUUAUAAACCUUUUUUUGCCUAUGUUAUUAAUAUAACUUAUUUUAAUAACGUAAUAAACAAUUCAGAUCUCCUACCAACUACAACAACAAACCAAGUGGAUGGCAUAUACGGAUAAAGAACGGAAGAGGCUUCAGAAUCAGCGAGCAGCUCAGCAGUUGAGGAAGUUGGAGAGGGAAAAGGCUGAGAAAACCACAAAUAAUAAGGUGAUAUUGUUUGCUGUUGUCAGUCUUACUGCGUCUCUCUUAUUCGCUCUUCAUACAGGGAUAAUCAGAGUACAAUCAGAGCAAAAGCAUACGAUUAGAAAGAAGAGGUAG
This is a messenger RNA of Bursaphelenchus okinawaensis, 1602 nucleotides long. The record is from the annotation of a GenBank genome assembly. Lineage: Eukaryota; Metazoa; Nematoda; Chromadorea; Rhabditida; Aphelenchoididae.